AUGUGGUGGACGCUUGCACUUCUCUUCGCCGUGCCCCGUGUGGCGGAGGCAGGACUCAAGGCGGCCCCGAUCGGAGCGACGGUCAAGGAAUUCCUCGCCAGCGCGAGCUUUCAGCAGGCGGCCGCCUCUGGGAACUUCAAGAAUCUUGUGCGCGAAAGUCUGGAAAGCCUGGCGCCUCCACGCCUCACCCCUCGCGAACAGGCUGGGGUGCUGCAUCUGCUCGGCCAACACCAGCACCUGCGAUUUCGGGGGGCCGGCCAGCGCCGUCUCAGCGGCGCGAACGUGACCAACUUGACCAAGGAGAGCAUCACUUACCAGUUCCAUAGCUUCGAUAAGGACAAACACGAGGGCACUGGAUUCCUGGGCAGUGAUGGUGUGAACGCCAGCGUGUCGGAAGUUACCGUUGUUCAUGGACCCUCAGGUAUCUCGUUCACAAUCGGACCGCCGAUUGCCGGCCACUUCUUAAUCGGAGGAACGCUAGAGAUCCAACAGCGCGACAGCCACCACCUGUCGGGGAAGAUCCGGGCAGCCUUCGUGAACCUGCGUACGACGCUGACGGGUACCUGGGAGUCGGUAAACAUGGACUUGAACAGCGAGCUCCACAUCCACCUCGUCGAAGUCGGCUUGAAGGAGGACUGGACAUGGAAGCCAGAGAAGCCUGCCAACAGCAGCGCGGCCGUCAAUGUGACAACGAAGAACGGCAAUUGA
Messenger RNA from Symbiodinium sp. CCMP2592, 708 nucleotides. Lineage: Eukaryota; Dinophyceae; Suessiales; Symbiodiniaceae. The record is from the annotation of a GenBank genome assembly.